Folsomia candida is the source of this 1574-nucleotide messenger RNA. RefSeq lists its product as uncharacterized. The coding region runs from base 201 to 1226 and encodes 341 amino acids. The record is from RefSeq and is a predicted model, not a curated record. NCBI's taxonomy places the organism in Eukaryota, Metazoa, Arthropoda, Collembola, Entomobryomorpha, Isotomidae. The transcript is spliced from 10 exons.
ACUUUAAUUCGUCAUCCUCAUUUCAGCAGAAACGUUUACACAUAAAUCUCACUUUAAUCUCAAACUACUCGUGGCAACUGCAAACAAAUCCAUGCUGAUUUGCACAACUUUAUAUUUCUGAAUUGAUUAAAUUCUCUCCGUGUUCUUAUAAAUAAAAUCUUCAAACUCAUUUACUUUAAAACGUAUUUUUCACUAAUAAAAUGAAUAAUCGGUCCCCCGUGAUCAUUCCCAGGAAAAGAUUAAACCUUUGGUCAAUCUUCCGAGAUGUUGGACCCGAAGUAGAAAAUAUUUUGAGUUCGGCGAAAUUAGCACAUGUCGGGGAAGGGAAAGGAUUCGUCGUCACGCUGGAGGACGACACAUAUUCAUACAUCAGUGACGUCAAUAAUGGCGAAGUAAAUGUCACCCGAAUUCCGGAAUUGUCUCGUGUCCGAGUUAAAGAAUUUUUUGUUGGAUCAAUUUUCCUCGCUUUGACGGACGACGGUGCCCUAUAUUCUUGGAUUAAUGACCACCCCAUGCGUUACGGGGUGCUUAAAUGUGACGAGGAUGUUAAAAACUUGGGCCGCAUCCAACCUGGCACGCUUGAUUGGAGUCAGCCCGAUUUGACGACGUUGCUCGCGACACCGCACCUCGUGGGGGGUGCAUUGACUGAAAAGAAAGUACAGACAGUAGCGUUAUCCUUUCGUGGGCGUGUCAUGGCGUUAACAACGGGUGGCGAAGUAUACCAGUGGGGUGAAAGAGGUCCCCACGGCUCUCCAGAGCCAGUUCUGAUUGCACAGCAGCACUUUCAUAGACAAGCAGUCAUCUCGAUCGCGUGCACUGACCACAUUUCCGUUGCUAUAAAUUUCAGUGGAGAGUUGUUUCAAUGGGAAUUGGAGAACAAGGUGACAAAGAGAGCCUUUGGUCAAAAUUCCCAGUAUAAGAAGAUAACUGCAAGCAGAAAUGUAGUUUUUGCAUUGAGGAUUAAUGGAGUGGUGCAAUGUUUGAGUUUGGGACUUGGACUUCCUCUCCCAACAAUUUCAAGAUAUUGUAACCUCUGGGUGCAGGUGAUAACCCGAUUGAGAAGUUUUUUGCUGAAAUUUGUGACGAAACUUACCACACCAUUUGUGCACAAAAUACACCCACACUACGCACCGUUGUUGAUGACAUUGGCAAGUUGUGGGGAAACGAUGAUGAUGCAGACGUUACAUUUUCCCUGGAAGGGAAAACCAUUAGAGCACACAAGUUAAUACUGAAGGCACGGAGUGAUUAUUUCACAAAGAUGUUUAGCAACGAAUGGAGGGAAAGUCAUGGAUCCGCGAUUGAGAUUAAGGACACGACCUACAAAAUCUUUGAAGCUCUCCUUUUCUACCUGUACCAUGGGAGGAUCAACGUCACGGAGACAGAUUCUAUAAAUAUUUUUGGUCUCAUGAAGUUAGCGGACUCGCAUUGUCACGACGAAGUACACAAGGACUGUGAGAAGCUCCUGAUUCGAAAUAUUACAACGGAAAAUGUGUUCUUCCUCGUUCGAAACGCGCCAUCAGCGAACAGUCUGAUUUGGACAAGGCGGCGAUUAGAUUUAUUCUGGGCAAUCGACA